AUUGGUUACAACGUUGGGCCAAUUGGGGGGUUUGUUGUUAGGCAGGCUGGGAGACCUGGUCUACAGAGGAAAGUGGCAAGAUGGUGUUGGAAAGCACUAUGGUCUGUGUGGACAACAGUGAGUACAUGCGGAAUGGGGACUUCCUACCCACCCGGCUGCAGGCCCAACAGGAUGCUGUCAACAUAGUAUGUCACUCCAAGACCCGCAGCAACCCUGAGAACAACGUGGGCCUCAUCACACUGGCCAACGACUGUGAAGUGCUGACCACUCUCACCCCUGACACCGGCCGCAUCCUGUCCAAGCUCCACACUGUCCAGCCAAAGGGCAAGAUCACCUUCUGCACUGGCAUUCGUGUGGCCCAUUUGGCUCUGAAGCACCGACAGGGCAAGAAUCACAAGAUGCGCAUCAUUGCCUUUGUGGGGAGCCCAGUGGAGGACAACGAGAAGGAUCUGGUGAAACUGGCUAAACGCCUCAAGAAGGAGAAAGUAAAUGUUGACAUUAUCAAUUUUGGGGAAGAGGAGGUGAACACAGACAAGCUGACAGCCUUUGUAAACACACUGAACGGCAAAGACGGAAGCGGCUCCCACCUGGUGACGGUGCCUCCUGGGCCCAGCUUGGCUGAUGCUCUCAUCAGCUCCCCCAUUUUGGCUGGUGAGGGCGGUGCUAUGCUGGGUCUUGGUGCCAGUGACUUUGAAUUUGGAGUGGAUCCCAGUGCUGAUCCUGAGCUGGCCCUGGCCCUUCGUGUUUCCAUGGAAGAACAGCGGCAACGGCAGGAGGAGGAAGCCCGGCGGGCAGCUGCAGCCUCUGCUGCUGAGGCUGGUAUUGCUGCAACUGGGACAGAAGGUGAAAGAGACUCAGAUGAUGCCCUGCUGAAAAUGACCAUCAGCCAGCAGGAGUUUGGCCGCACUGGGCUCCCUGACCUAAGCAGCAUGACUGAAGAAGAGCAGAUCGCAUAUGCUAUGCAGAUGUCCUUGCAGGGAGCAGAGUUUGGCCAGGCUGAAUCAGGAGAUAUCGAUGCCAGCUCAGCCAUGGACACAUCAGAGCCAGCCAAGGAAGAGGAUGAUUAUGAUGUGAUGCAGGACCCUGAGUUCCUUCAGAGUGUCCUAGAGAACCUUCCAGGAGUGGAUCCCAACAAUGAAGCCAUUCGAAAUGCCAUGGGCUCCCUGGCCUCCCAGGCCACCAAAGAUGGCAAGAAGGACAAAAAGGAAGAAGACAAGAAGUGAGACUGAAGGGAAAGGAAAGCUGAACCUUCUCAGGGUACCGCCUGUGGGCUGUGGGAUGGGUUAGGUGUGUGCUGUUGGGAACCAUUACAACCUAAAUAAAGCUUGGUGACUUUUUU
Otolemur garnettii (small-eared galago) is the source of this 1339-nucleotide messenger RNA. RefSeq names its product proteasome 26S subunit, non-ATPase 4 (gene PSMD4). The transcript is spliced from 10 exons. Gene Ontology annotation, biological process: proteasome-mediated ubiquitin-dependent protein catabolic process. The record is from RefSeq and is a predicted model, not a curated record. Gene Ontology annotation, cellular component: proteasome regulatory particle, base subcomplex; nucleus; cytosol. NCBI's taxonomy places the organism in Eukaryota, Metazoa, Chordata, Mammalia, Primates, Galagidae. Gene Ontology annotation, molecular function: polyubiquitin modification-dependent protein binding. Bases 81 to 1223 code for a protein of 380 amino acids.